UCCUGGGUGGUGAGGGCAACUGGAUGUGCAAGAACAAGGAGGAGGGCGUGUCUGAAAGCGAUUCAACCUCCUUGGGGUUAAAUCUGGUAACAUCAGGGGACUAAAGCUCUCUCUUUCAUCGUAGCUUGGCGGGUCGCCCGAAGAAUAAUAAUGGAGGUCCUCUGUUCUCUUGGGCCGUUCCGAAGAUAGCGAUCUUCGUAAUUGUUGUUGGGGAUAUCCAGGUGCUUGUGUUGAAGGAACAGGCUGUUUGGGAGUGUAUGAAGUUGCAGACUCAUGAGAGUAGACUUUUUUGGGGUACUGAAGAGGGGGCUCUGGAUCCACAACUGCCGGAUGGUUUUCUUUGCCAGCACCAGAAGUGUGUUGAGGGGUGUGGUCUGACAUGGGGUCAGCACCUCUCCCUGCAGCUGGACCAGUUGUGGAUUCAGCGGCUGUCUGCGGAACACUUGAUGGCUGGGUGUAUCUUGAACUUUGAGGCGACGUCCUUGUAGGUUCCUGCACGCCUGUAUCAGAUGGUCCAUCUGUGUCUGUCGAUGACUGAUGUGAGGCACUUGAUAUUGCCGUCACCUUUUUGCUUGAAGGAGGUUUGAGGCUGGAUACAGCGGAAACUGCAAGUUUCCUUGUGUAACUUUGUGACGGCGCAGACUCAUUGCUGAUUUUCCUGUAGAUGGUUGGUGAGGAAACAACGAUAGUUUGAGACCUCUCCUCAGCUUGAGCUUUUGUUGUUGGUGUGUUGAUGGGCUUGUCUGUGUCAUUUGCUGGUGCUCCUAUAUCUGCAGGUUUGAAUUUGCAGGUCGGUUUUGGCGGCACAAUGGGCUUUUGAGUUUUCGCUAUUGAUUUGACUUCGAUUGUUUGGGGUCUAUUGCUUUUGAUGCUGUUGGCAGUCAUUUCCUGUUUCUGGGAUUCAUUGGCCAUGGAUUUCACUUCAAUUGGUUGCUGUCGAAAUCGUCUGGGUGAUUUUGGAGGGAAACUGGAAUCUUGUUUUCUCGCUUCUUCAACAGCCUCCUGGUCCUUCUGGUUGGUUUGGCUUUCCCCUUCGGCUGCAUGCGAGGUUCCAUCUUCGUCCUUUAGCUUUGCUGCACCUGCGCUUUUGGACAUUGCUGGAGAACAAGCUGACUUCUUCUUUUGGGAUUCAUCUGAAGGCAUGCUGGGCUGAAGGGGGAUCUCCAAGCAGUUGACAUGUUUGGGUGGGAGCCCUUUAGCUCCUCCUCCGUGUGACCCAUUUCCGACCACAGCUCCAAUGUCAGCUUGGUAGCCUUUUUCCUUUAGUAACAUGGAAACUGAGUGACCACUGCCCCCUGUGGUUGGUGGUACAGGAUCUCUUGUGACUUCCUCCAGCUCUGGUGAUGCACAAACCUUUGUUCUGUUUGCACUAUCUCUUAUCAAAACUACAGCUGUGGACACCUCUCUUUCCUUACUGGGCUGCUUGGGAAUAGAUCCAAGCAAAGGAGCCUUCUUGUCUCCAUGAGUUACGUCCUUGUCGGACAGUUUAGGUGUUUGUGUUAUCGAGUUGCCACCUUUUGCACUGAGUUCCCCUGGAGACGACGUGGCAGGCGCUGGACCCACCUCUGUGAUACUGUCUUUGUUGGAUUGCUGCUGUUCUUUGGGUUCCUCCUUCAGGAGCUUCUCUGGUGUUUUCUUUUUGGUAUCUUUCCAGCAGACUGCUCGGCACUGGAUUUGCAGGUGUGACUGUGGCUUCCCUUCACGCUUUACAGUUUGAGGUGAUACAGCAGGUGUUUGAUCGACAACACUGAGUCCUUCGUUUUCAUGACUUGCUUCCAGCUCCUUCCCCUCCUUUACCUGUCUCUCCAUCUCUUCAUUUUUGGUAGGUUCCCUCCGAUCAUCGUUAAAAUAUUCACUUACUUCUGGUGGAAUUAUGGAGCUGGUUGCCUUGAAUGAAAGAUUAUAUGUAUUUUUGACAAGUCUGCGCACGUCUCUCACUUUGUGGAUGGGCACUUUUGCCUUCUUUUCUUUUUCCGAAGCAUUCAGAUCAGCAUCAGCCUCCUGAUUCUUUUCUUCCUCUAAGGACAUAUCUGGUGACACUUCCUCAAGUUUGCUUUCCAUCUCUGGCGUGAGGCAGACAUUAAGAGAGGUUUUCUUUUUUUCUGCAUUUUUCACAGUCUGUGAUUUUGACAGGCAUGGACUUUUAUUACCUUGUUUAUGGUCCUCAGUGCUUUCACAUUCUGGGUCUUCAGUUGUGAUCCUGGCUUGCAUAACGCUGUCACUGGCAGGAACAUGAGAUGAGUCAGCAUCUUCACUUUCCUUCCACAGGUCACUGUUGUUCAGUCCAUCUUCUGAUGUUUUGGGUGGGGUUUUCAGGUCGGGUUCAGUAGCUGGGUCCGAGAUGGGCUCAGAGCUCUUGGACUGUGAUAAAGUUAGGCUUCUGUUGCUGCUGCAAGAACUCGGUCUGUCGCUGGAAAUUCCUCCCAAGAUUUUUGAUGGUUGGACAUCUGUUCCAACGUGUCCUUUGCUUCCAGCAGCAUCUUCACAUGGGUGAUGAUGCUCAGCCUCGGAUGUUGAAGCAUCCUUAAAUGAUGAUCCUGCACUCUCUUCUGAUGGGUUUUCGAUGUUGGGGCUGGAUUCAUCAUCCACCUGUUCAUCGGGUUGUUGAUCAAAACCUUGCAUCUUCUUCGACAAAACAUUUUUGAUCACGCUGGUGGCCAUCUUUGACUUUGGAGUUUCAUCCAGCGAUGUAGACUUUUUGAGUUUGCUGUGUCUGUUACUUUGGUGUUCGGUAUUGUGCGCUGAAAGGAAACAGUCCUGCCUCCCCAUGGACGUGCUGUGCUGCCUCGUCGACAUGUCCCUCGAGCUGACGGCGACACCUGACGUACUACUUUCACUGCUUGCAUCCUGCCUCUCCUCCACACUCUCCUUUCUCUUCAGUUGAAUCUGUCUCUUUGGCACUCCUCUUCUUAUCUUUCGGGAGUCCUCUCGUUCCAUCGCCACAUCUAUGCACUCAAAGCUCCCCAUCUCAUAACGCCUCGAUGAUUCCAGCCCAUCAUGACAAUGCAGAAGCUGCUGCUGAAAAGAAAAGUCAUCAUGGUCCAGGUUUGAAGCAGAGCCGCUAAAGUCAGCAUAGGCCAAGCUGGCAGCAUUUACCCCGGCAAGGCUCUCUUGAGUGGACGGUUGUGAGAUGUUCGUCGAGGAGCGGUGGCUGGAAUUGUACAUGUCAAGGUAAUCAACCUCAGGGCUUGAGAGGCUACUGAAAGCCACGUCUGUAAACCACUUCACCUCACUAUCAGCUUCAUCAAAUUCACUUCCCAUGCUGGAGCUGGAACUCUGAGAGGGUCUACUUGUGACUUCUGGAGCGCUGUUCUUGCCGAGCAAUGCGGGAGGAUUGAGUCGCCUGCUCGGACCACCAACCUUGAUAUCUUGCUGGGAAGCAGAUCGGUGCUGGAUCUGUUGUUGCUGGAGCUGUCUGGUGGCAAGCAAACUCUCUGAGUAGGAAUGCGCCGUUGGCAGCCUCUGACGAGUCUCUCUGCUUGUGGGGGCUGUCUUGCUGCUUGCAGACCCUUUUCUAUUCCUGGCAUUGAAUGACAGGUCAACCUGUUCCUCUCUGUAACCCAUGUUUCCCUGCCACUCCUCCCCCUUUUUCAGUGCCUUCCCCUCCCUCUUUGUUUCUCUUUUCAUCUCCCUUUGCUGAUCUAUAACUGUCCCUUCUGCGCCCCCUAGUUGCAGCUUCCUCUCCCUUUCAAAUUGCCUUUCAAGCCUGGCCCAGUGUGGCUGGCCACGAUUGUCAACACUGGGAUUUUCUCCAUGGGACGCUGUUGUUUUUAGACGACCCCUCUGUGAGGAUGCCUCAGCACCACUGCAGCUUCGGUCCUGCCAUUGUCUGUAUGGUUUUUCAGGCGCUAUGAUGUGUACCGGCGUAAAUCGGGUGAUAGGGGGAGAGGGUGUUCUUCUUCUGUUCACAUGGUGGGCCAUGUCCUCAGGAGAACUUGAUAUUUCACAUGGAAAUUUAGGGGAGGUUUUUCUGACAGAAUUCUUGACGGAACAGUUUGUGGGCAGAUUGCUGGCAGGUUUUAGUGGGUAACUUAUGAAAGGAGGCAGUUGAUUCUCUAAUAUCUGCACAGUUCUGUCUGAUUUAGCUUUAUGAACAGGGGGAAUUUCUAUGUCACAGAGUUGAAGGUCAGGAGAGGUGCACCAAUUAUGAAUUGGAGGAUUGGUGCACAGGGGGAAAAUAUUGAUUCCAAUUCCAGCUGAUGUCGUCAAAACAGAUUUUUCAUCAGCAUUUGUUUGUGUUACCUGCACCUCAGUGUUCAGAGGUCUCCUUGACUCCUCCUUCACUAAAGAUGGCUGAGACAACUGUAUGACCUGAACUGCAUGGAUAUCUUCUACAUCAAUAAGUGAUUGUCCUUUGUGGUCUAUUCCAUUCAAAGGUGAUACACUGCUUGUUACCAAGUUUUCAGCGGCAUGCAGUUCAGCAAUCCUGGGCGAAGAGGAAGUCUCUUGAAAUUCAGGUAUAUUUUGAGGUGAAGAAGGAUUUGAAAAGUGUAGGCUGGACUCUCUGGAGAUGGUUCUGGGCUUGUUGAUCGUGGGGGAUGAGCGAAGAGGUGAUGGCUCUCUGCUGCUGAGCUGAGCUGAAGGACUUUUUCUCUCAGGUGAAGGACUGGGAUUCCCAAGUUGUGGGGAAGGUGUGAGGUACCUGAAUAGAUGUGCGAGGGGUACUUCGGAGCAGGAGUCGUGUGGGGAAACGGCAGUCUCUGGCAAACUGUGGACACUGCUCCUGUCUAGCGACAGUGUUCCGUCAUCCAAAGACUGGCUCGCAUUAUCAAAUUCUUGGGGAGAGAAAUGAUCAAGUUCUGGAAAGGGCGGGCUGCCUCUGUCCUCUGGUUGGAUAACAGAGUAAGAAAUCCCAGUGAUAUGAGGGGAGGAAUUAAGGCUUCGCGGUCUUUGAAAUUCAAAGUGGGGGUGUACAAAAGUGAAGUCUGAGUUUGCUUCCCUGUCAGUGACUUCAGGUGAUGAAGAUGUGAUCCUAAUUUCUGGGGAUGGGGCCGGAAAAGUCUGUUCUUUGGGACCGCAGUGGCCCCUAAUGUCCGGUGAUGGAGUUAAACUAUAAUGAACCAGAGACGAGUGGGUGCUGAGGUCUGAAGAUGUUGAGAUGGGUCUUGUUUGAGAUGAGGAAUGGGGAGAGGGGAUACUCGUCCCUCUUUCCUCUGGGGAGGAAGUUCUUUCAAUCUCAAUGGAGGGAUCAAUAUCUUUUAAACCAGGAGAAGCACUGCUGUGCCCAAGAGCAGGAGAAGAGCUCAGUGAAAUCACGGGAGAAGGAGGAGUAUAUCUUGGAGCUGGUGUGGACUCAGCGCUGCCAGAGUAGAUGGGCAAAUCCAGGUUAUUUUCAGAGGAUGGUCUCGGGUGAGAAAUCAGCUCUUGACUGUCGGAAGAAUCUUCCACUUCAGGUGUGGAGCCUCUGCUGAAGAGAUCUGGAAGAGACACCCGUCCAGUGUGAUCCGGGGAGAUAGAAGACCCCUGAGGUGUGUUUAAUCCAUUUCUGGAUGAAGUGAAAGGACUUGAAAGACGCCCUUUUACUUCCUCGGCUGAUUUUAUCACGUCUGCAGCAGAUCCAACAGCAAAUGUUGCCGGAGAAUUGCUGCUUUCGUAAUUGCUUUCUGCCCCGGGUGAAACAGAGGCUCCCCUUAUCUCUUGAAAGGAUGUAUUUGCUGGGGAAGUGUUUCCAGUUCCAGACAAUGAUGAUGCCACCAGAUCAGAUGAAGGGCUUUGGUUAAACGAUUGAUUCCAAAGGUUGUUUGGUCGUCCCGCACAGGUCUCUUGUUCACUCUCUGCUUGUCCAGGAAAUGGAAGUAAUGGAGACUCCCUCGUUUCAAGUGAGGAGGAAGAUAAAGAGGAGAGGGUCCUGGCCGAGCUGGGGCAGGGUGAGCAGUUGUGUCCAGGAGAGGGUGUCCUCUCACCACGAAUAGACUCUGGGACUCCAGGCAGUGAACUGGGUGAUGGUGGCUGUUGGACUGGAGAUUUGCUAUUGGGUUGAAAAUUUUCCACACUUUCCUGGUCAACCGCCUGUUGUUCUGAGAUCAUUCCAUUGCCCUCAGUCAGUUCUGCUGGCGGAGAAAGUUGAUUCUGAAGCCCCUCAGUUGAAUCCUCAAAUCCCUCCUCUCCUUCACUCGAUCCCUGCGCAGUAUGGUAAGAGCCGGUGGAGUCGUUCAGAUCAUCCACAGGGGGUGAAACUGCGGCAUCGAUUGGAGAGGGGACAAAGGUCUCUAGAGCGGGGCUGCUUGCUAGAGAGGGUGACUCGCAAUCAUCACCGAAAAUGUCACACAGGCAGGUGGUCUCGGAGAUGGCGCUCUGUUGGUUGGAGACGUUGAUGAUAUCAAAUAUUUCAACGUGGUUCGGGGUCCCGUCUCGGUGACACAGGGAAAUGUUGCGGGGCGCACUGCGAAGAAAGGAGUAGCUAUCCCCCUGGCGAGUCCAGCUGUCCAUCACUAGCAAGUCCACAAUCUCAAGAGAAUCACCGGGGUCCGUCCAGAAUGAGCCAAAAGUCUGAUGUCAACUCCUGCCUGGAAUGGAAAAGCGACAAAGUGACUGACACCGGGCACAUUCAGCCGUCCAUGACUUCCUUCGUAAUUACUAUUGAGCUGCUAAAUAGGCAACAAAAUGAUUACUGGAAUCACCUAGUUUGUUUGAAAUAUCACUGAUGUUUCAAAGAUACCAUCCAGCAUUUGUCUUCAUUUUAAGGUAAUAUGUGGCAUGACCACGUAAAUCUGAGUGGUACUUACAGUUCAAAACCACCAAGGCUGCAGCAACUGCCGUGAAAAGAGACUUUAUUCCAGCAGUAAAAUGCGAUACAGAAUGAGUGCUACUAUACCUUAAGGCUAUGCUUUCAGUGUGGCAGUGAGGAUUGCAAAAGGUGCCACACAUCAAGUUGCCAGCUCCUUUUCAUCCAGUGUAUAGUUAGCGCCGUGAUGAGUUCCAGAACUGUUGUAAAUCCAGUUGUCACCCUGCAGCAAGCCCCACUGGUGAGGGAGCACUUGAGAAAAUCUGAAGCACUAGCUUGGUUCAAACUUGGGUGGAAAAUGCAAAAGUGGUCGUCUCAUCCAAGCACCUUUCAUCCUUUUACGAUCCCAUCGCUCAUUUUCUGCCCCUCCCUUUCUCAGAUAGCCUCUGAGAAAGUGCUUGCUGUGUCAAACCCAGGUCCUUUUUCUUCUCCCGUCAGAGACUCGGGCGGGCAUUGGCUUUCCAUUGAGAGACUGGCUGGGGUGCAGUGUGGGGUGGCUGUGGGGUUAUAGUUAGCAGCAGGUGCUGAUCCAGCCCGGACAGAAGAGUGUGCUUGGAAUCUGACACUUAUAGCCAGCUCAGUCACAGGGCACCUCUAUAUAUAGACCCCGUACUAUCAGAGGUAGAUAACACAGCGUUAGCUGUAUUAUCAUCAAACCACAUCUUAAUACAUAUGACGAUGGUACUGUGUACCUGUACUGCGUCAGGGGUUUCAUCUGUGACUCGUACACCUCACGUUCACGGAGUAAGCUUGCAUAAUGCCUUUAAAGUCACCGCCCUAUGGUGAAUAAAUAUGGUUUUUGAUAUAACUUAUUGCAUCUGUUACUAGCAUCCUGUGAGCAACAUGGAAAUUUUGUUUGAUGGAUUAAAGAUCAGAUAAACCCUCUGUCCCUAGUCUAAUACCCCAUGGGAUUACAUGCAAUACUUAGUCACUAUGUCAUUGAAAGCAUGCGCAUGGAAAAUAUGAAUACUGUCCUUGGAUAUUUUAGACAUUCACAUGGCAAAUGUUCCUAAAAAUAACCAUUCGACAUGCUCAAAACUUGAUAGGUUUUUCAACGUUCGGGUCCCUUAAAAAUCGCUUAUGCUUUUGUGCGGCACAAAUAUAACAUUAUGAAGGCGGUGAGUCGGAAAGGUGGAACAUUUGAAGGGGGCUAGUUUAUUAUUAUCAGCCAGUAAAACUUUGUUUGAAAGCACAGAAAAGCUGGAUUCUCCAUGGUGAGAGACACAAAGCAGACCAGUGGACUCAGAAGGAAAGAAUGAUGAGCAGCACCGGAAUGGUGUUGGGUGGGGGAGUCCUGCAGUCCAGACCAUUGAUGGAUGAGUCAGACCGGCCAGUCCACUCCACUGAGCCCGUAAAACAAAGACACGCGUUUCACCUGACGCCUUCCUCCUUCAAAUAUGAGGAUUUAAAAUAUCAAACUAAAAAAGUCCGUUCCUCAAAUGUAGUCUGUCUUGGUUCACGCUAUUUAGGGGCAAGUAUUUAUGACUAACAGAAAGAGUAUCAAUAUAAGAUCACAUGUCCCUCCCAGCCUUUUUUAAAUCAACCCACUUUCUCUUUAAGGGUGCGCAAGUUGCUCCUGGCAAGACUCCGUGACCGAAGAUUACACGCUGGGUUCUGACGAUAAAGAAUAGUAACAGUGGUGAAAGUGAGCGACAGAUUACCUGGAUGCUUUGUUUUAGAGACACGGGUCAUCUUGGCUGAACCCAGGUCCAGGUCCGUCUGCUCUGCAUCGGCUUUCAACCCAGUUUCAAGAGUCCACUAGUGCAUCUGCUAAAUUCACUCGCUAUGGUCGAUCUUUUUUCAACUCCCAGAUUUGGUCACUCGAACCAGAAGCCAUUCCUCUCCGUCUUUACCUGUUGUUUGCAUUGCUUCAUUUUUCUUAUGAAUUCACACUAAUAGAUUCAAACAGAAACUCGAUUUUCCACUUUUUGUAAUUCAGUGAGUCAUUGAUUAUACAAGGAGUGACAACAAAGUGAAAUGCAUCAACAAACCAAAAGUUUUACAACAACUCAGUGACUGCAAUGAUUCACUAUGGAGUAUUGGUCAAACGUCGCGGUUUAAUUAACAACUUUUUAUUUGCUGAUUUAAUUUUAAGUACAUAGUUGGUCUGAUCUGUUAAAAAUGAUUGUGACCUAGAUCUCAUCAAUUCGCAGGAAUAUUUUUUGCAUUUGAGAAUACCGACCAAUAAUGUCAAUAAACCUUUUAUUUUGAAGGGCUCGCACUGCGCAGCCGCAGUACAACUUCUCGUGGAGUGUUUAUCAGUGGCAAGUGGCUAACGCUAAUGUUUGCUAACUAAUCGUCGUAGUGCAUGUGUGCGUGAGUUUCUCAUUGGAACAAUGGAGCAGUGUGCGUGUGUGGAGCGAGAACUGGAGAAAGUGCUCCAUCGCUUUGUCAUGUACGGCCACCAGUCAGAGGAAAGGCUGGACGAGCUUCUUCGCAGCGUCUGUGAAAUUCGAGGACAGCUCGUCGCGUUUGGAGUUCAAGAUGCAGACUUGUCGGUUCUGUCUCAGACAAUGGCUCAGUGCUGCAAGAACAUAAAAGAAACGGUGCAGAUGCUCGCCUCUCGACACAAAGACAUUCACGGCAGCGUGUCCAAAGUGGGCAAAGCCAUCGAUCGGAAUUUUGACGCAGAAAUAAGUGCUGUGGUGGCAGAGACGGUGUGGGACACGCCUGAGAGACAGAAGCAUCUGAGUGAAACCAUUGUCGAGCAUCUUUACAGACAGGGCAUGCUCAGUGUGGCAGAAGAUCUGUGUCAGGAGUCGGGUGUAGUCAUCGACAUGAGUAUGAAGCAGCCUUUUCUGGAGCUCAACAGAAUCCUCGAAGCGCUGAGGAUGCAAGACCUGCGGCCAGCACUGGAGUGGGCGGUGACGAAUCGUCAGCGACUUUUGGACCUCAACAGCACGUUAGAGUUCAAACUGCACCGCUUGUACUUCAUCAGUCUCCUCAGCGGCGGCAUCGGGAACCAAAUGCAGGCCUUGCAGUACGCCAGACACUUCCAGCCCUUCGCCUCGCAGCAUCAGAGAGAUAUUCAGAUCCUGAUGGGGAGUCUGGUCUACCUGCGCCACGGUAUUGAGAACUCACCCUAUCGCAGUCUGCUGGAGACCAAUCAGUGGGCGGAGAUUUGCAACAUCUUCACCAGAGAUGCCUGUGCACUGCUGGGCCUCUCGGUAGAGUCUCCACUCAGUGUUAGUUUUGCGUCGGGUUGCAUGGCCUUGCCUGUGCUGAUGAACAUCAAGCAGGUGAUCGAACAGAGACAGUGCAGCGGCGUCUGGACGCACAAGGACGAGCUGCCGAUUGAGAUCGACCUGGGAAAGAAGUGCUGGUACCACUCGGUGUUUGCCUGCCCCAUCCUUCGACAACAGACCUCCGAGAGCAACCCUCCCAUGAAGCUCAUCUGCGGCCACGUCAUCUCCAGAGACGCGCUCAACAAACUCACCAAUGCUGGGAAGUUGAAAUGCCCGUACUGCCCAAUGGAACAGAACCCCUCACACGCCAAGCAGAUCUACUUUUGAUGCCGCGUGGCUUCUUCUUCAGUAAGGGUGAAGUCCUCUGACCCUUUGCGCUGGCCUUUCCCCCCGGUCCCCAGCCCACGGCGCGUUAUUGUACUCACUCAGUGACUGGCCAUGUUCACCUCCACCUCCAAGUUCCCUGAAUCCAGAGACAGUCCCACACUAAAGUGCUAAGGUGGUAAAUGUAAGAAAAAAAACCAAGCCCACCGAGAGAAGCGCCUCUUGUGUGGGAAGGAUUGAUCCAAACUCAUUUUGCCUGCAGAGUUUUUUUUGGCUUCUUUUAAACCAUGUGACUAUUUAUAGUGUUUUGUUUCUCUGCUUUACAAGGUCAGAACAACUUUGUUUUGGUGAAGCCGUUGAGUGAAUGUUGAAGAAUGACUGCGGAUAAUUACACACUAGUCAGAGGGUUUGUUCCGUCGGACGGAGCUUUUAUUAUUUGGCGGUGCGGGGAGCUUUGCAGAUCUAUCUGAACAUGUGACUUUAAGCUCUAAAGUGAUCGAAUGUUGGCUGCAGUAGUUGAGGACUUUUCAUUUUGACAGAGUGCACCAGCAAGCUUUUCCUUGUCUUGUGUGAAACUGACGUUCUCCUCAGAAUAGAAGCCAUCCUGUCUGUCUAUACAUGUACUAACAGAACCAAGGUUUUUUUGGUUGUCAGACAGCCUCAUGUAUUAUAACCUGUCACCGUUACAUAGUUAACAGGCUCUGCUGCACAACAUUGAAGACUGGAAGGAACCACUAACACCACCUCCACACAUGCACACGCACACUUGCUGAAGACUCAUGGUCAGGUGACUGCAGGAGCUGUCUGAUCAUUGGGACUGUUGUGUAAUAUACUUUAUAUGGAGUCGUGAUAGAGACCUUUAAAUCCAUACGCAUCUCCUCAGGGCCCGUCACAGCACCAUAGCCACGCAAUAGCAGUUAUCUAUUCAAAUCCAAAUAUUCCGCAGCAGAGAUUGCAUCUAUUUUGGAGCCGGUGGUUGUGUAUCAAUAGUUGUACAUAUGGUCAGCUGGUGGCGAUCAGCCGUGACACAAUUCCGAUCCAGUUUGUGUAGAUACUUCCUGCUGUUUGUGGAACUUUCUCGUGUUCUCCUCAGUGAUGUCAGCUCCCGUGGGCGGGGCUCAUCUGUUCAAGCACUGCACCAGCACAGCUUGGAGCGACAAUGCAACACAGUACUCAUUUUCGAGGUCAUGUUUUCGACAUUUCAGUUCUAUUACAGAGGGGUUGCACAAUUCCUUUCUUAUGUUGACAAUCAUUCAUCGCUUCUGUUUAACUGUUACUUUCAGAGAUAGACUGCAAGGGCGUUUUUUUUUUUUUUUUCUUUUAAUGUUCUGACAUUUGUGUGUGAUGCAACUUUAAACUGUAAAUAUUUAUCCUCUAACAUGUUUCAUAUACUUGCAUCUGGAGUUAAAAUAAAAAUUUAUACUCGGUCUGCUGUUGAAUGAUAUCCCAGUGAAUAAAGAGACGGACUGCUUGGACUGAAGGCAGUUUUACUUAUGUAUAAAACUAGUGCUUUUGCUGUCACCAUUGCCGUCAGUGACAAACCGUUCUGCUCUGUUACGCAGUCACUUCUUGAUCCGUUUCUUUUUUAUUAAUUCAUGCAUGUCAGUGACUU
Messenger RNA from Synchiropus splendidus (mandarinfish), 11845 nucleotides. It is a transcript of the gene rmnd5b, whose product is annotated as required for meiotic nuclear division 5 homolog B. Gene Ontology annotation, cellular component: cytoplasm; nucleus; GID complex. The coding region runs from base 9061 to 10236 and encodes 391 amino acids. The record is from RefSeq and is a predicted model, not a curated record. The transcript has 10 exons. Gene Ontology annotation, molecular function: ubiquitin protein ligase activity; protein binding. Lineage: Eukaryota; Metazoa; Chordata; Actinopteri; Syngnathiformes; Callionymidae. Gene Ontology annotation, biological process: proteasome-mediated ubiquitin-dependent protein catabolic process.